CACAAGAUAUAGCGUUUGAUUUCCAAAACCAUUUCCGUGUUCUCUUAGCAUAUUAGCAUUUAGCAACCUGCUCUGUUGAAUUAUUUGCACGUAAUUCAGACCCCGUUCGUUGUUUCCUAAAGGGCGAAUCCUCAACACAAGACAGAAAGUGGUGUCAGGUCUGGUCAAGGGUCGUCGAACAGUUAAUGCACAGAGUAAAGAGGCGGAAAAUUGAAGAUAAAAGAGAAGACAGCCCUGAAAGCGUCAGACUGGCACUGGCAGGCAUGACGGGGCCUGAAGAGCUCUCUGACAGCACAGAGGUGGUGGAAAUGGAUGACGUGAAUCCCAAUAGGUUCCAGGUGGAGAAGCAUACCUGGGAUGGCCUGAGGAAGAUCAUCCACAACAGCCACAAGAACACACGCGUGGUUAUCAACAAAGCGCCACACGACUUCCAGUUCGUCCAGAAGGAUGAGACCAGUCCGCAAUCCCACCGCAUUUACUACCUUGGAAUGCCUUACGCCAGCAGGGAUAACGCUUUACUCUACUCCGACAUUCCCAGGAAGGUCCGCAAAGAUGCUCUAUUGGUUUUGUCAUGGAAACCAAUGCUGAAUCACUUUCAGGCCAGCCCUCGCGACGGGAGCUUCUCUCGGGAGGAGGAGCUGCUGCGAGAGAGGAAACGUUUGGGGGUGUCUGGCAUCACCUCGUAUGAAUACCACCGACCCAGCGGCCUCCUGCUGUUUCAGGCCAAUAGCAGCCUGUACUACUGCAGCGACGGUGGAAACAACACUUUCACCACUACUCCAAUGCGUCCUGUUGAGAUUAAGAGCGAGAGUCCAGGAACACGCAUGGAUCCCAAGAUCUGCCACGGGGACCCCAACUUCAUUGGCUUUAUCAACAACAACGACAUCUGGGUGACCAGCAUUGAGACGGGGGAGGAGAGGAGGCUCACGUUCUGCCACAAAGGUAUUGGUAACCCAAAAGAGGACCCCAAAUCUGCCGGUAUAGCGACGUUUGUGACUCAGGAAGAGUUUGACCGUUUCACCGGAUACUGGUGGUCCCCAGCUGCUCGUGAAGAAUCCGAUGGGGGUAAAACUCUGCAGGUUCUGUACGAGGAGGUGGACGAGUCUAAUGUCGAGAUCAUUCAUGUUCCAUCUCCAGCUUUGGAAGAGCGCAAGACCGAUGUCUACAGAUACCCAUGUGCAGGCAGCAAGAAUCCCGACAUUACUCUCAAAAUAGUAGAAAUCAGGACUGACAAUCUCGGCAAAAUUAUCAGCACACAGGAGAAGGAGUUGCUUGCUCCCUUCACCAGCCUGUUCCCUUGGGCCGAGUAUAUCACCAGAGCCGGAUGGACCAAAGACGGCAAAUAUGCGUGGGCGGUGAUGAUGGACCGGCGGCAGCAGCGCCUCCAGCUCGUCCUGCUGCCUCCGGCGCUCUUCAUCCCUGCUCAUCAGGCUGAGGCCAGCAGGCAGGAGACCCUGGAGGCCCUCGGAGACUCUGUCCAUCCCUUCAUCAUCUACCAGGAGACCAGCGACAUCUGGAUCAAUGUCCACGACAUCUUCAAUCCGUUGGUCCAAACCAGUGAUGAAGAGAUCACCUUCGUAACCGUGAAUGAAUCAAAAACAGGGUUCUGCCACCUGUAUAAGAUCACCAGCAUGUUGCAGCGGGGCAGCUACGCCUGGGCCAACGGCUACACACACUCUGAAGGUAACAUCGUCACUGAGCACAGGCUGGUACCAGCAGGAAUACUUCACGGGAAACUUAUUGUGAAAAAACCAAUCCCCAUAGUUUUUUACUUUAAAGGGGAC
Notothenia coriiceps (black rockcod) is the source of this 1784-nucleotide messenger RNA. Its product is annotated as dipeptidyl peptidase 9-like. The transcript has 12 exons. Gene Ontology annotation, molecular function: dipeptidyl-peptidase activity. The record is from RefSeq and is a predicted model, not a curated record. Gene Ontology annotation, biological process: proteolysis. The annotation marks the transcript as partial. NCBI's taxonomy places the organism in Eukaryota, Metazoa, Chordata, Actinopteri, Perciformes, Nototheniidae.